AUGGACAUCGUUUAUCACCCCGGCAAAAACGGAACUGCGCCCUCGGUAGAAUUCUAUCCAUACACACCAUCUGCCACAGCUGGGUAUGCCUUCAUGGGAAUUUUUGGGGUUUCAACCCUCGCCCAUAUCGUGUUGAUGUUUCCUUUCCGUGCUACCUAUUUUAUCCCACUGGUGCUAGGAGGAAUUUGCGAGACAUUUGGCUACUACGGCCGAGCAUGGUCACACCAAUCUCGAUUUGAGAUCAAAUCUUGGGCCUUGCAGGAGAUGCUCAUUCUAUGCGCACCCCCUCUUGUAGCAGCCACUAUCUAUAUGGUCCUCGGCUGCAUUGUCCGCUCCUUCGGCGCUGAACAUCUUUCAAGCCUGCGUCCCAAAUGGCUCACCUUUGUCUUUGUUAUGAAUGAUGUGCUCUGCUUUUGUACACAGUUGGGGGGUGCGGGUGUCCAAGUUACUGGGGAUCAGCAGGUGAUGGAAAUUGGCAAAAAGGUCGUUUUGGCUGGCUUGAUCUUCUCCUCGGUUGUCUUUGCCUGUUUUAUUCUGAUCGUGGCCAACUUUCAUCGGCGUCUUCAGCGAAGGCCUACACUUCUUCUUAUUGAGAACCCCGAUCUACCUUGGCAGCGAUACAUGUGGGCAAUCUACACUUCUUGCUUUGCAUUGAUGCUGCGCAAUCUGGUGCGGACUAUUCAAUUUGAAGCCGGUCAUACAACUGAUAUCAACACCAAGGAGGUCUAUAUCUAUAUUUUUGAUGCUUUUUUGAUGUUUUUUACGAUGUUUGUGCUGAUCAUUUAUCAUCCGGGUCGGCUUAUCAAGAAGGCACGUCGCCUGACCAAAACCCUCGCCAGAGAUGGGAAUUCUGAUUUGCUUUUGAAUGGAUGUGAAAUGGGCCAGAUACUUACCAAGUGA
Molecule: messenger RNA, 900 nt
Organism: Penicillium vulpinum
Lineage: Eukaryota; Fungi; Ascomycota; Eurotiomycetes; Eurotiales; Aspergillaceae
Product: RTA1 domain-containing protein
Exons: 2
Coding region: 1-900 (299 amino acids)
Cellular component (GO): membrane
Source: RefSeq, a predicted model, not a curated record